This is a messenger RNA of Aureobasidium musti, 2187 nucleotides long. The record is from the annotation of a GenBank genome assembly. Lineage: Eukaryota; Fungi; Ascomycota; Dothideomycetes; Dothideales; Saccotheciaceae.
CAAGAUCCUGCUGGCUCUAUACCAAAGUGGUCACUCUUAUGGAAAGGCUCCGUAGAAGAACUUCUGGGCUUCCAUAUCGACGACAUUCCAACAGAAGAAAGCUGGUGGCUGGCAAGAAUCCAUCCAGAAGACCUUUUCGAUGUGGUCAACAGCCUUUCCAGGAUUCUCGCUCCAGCGCCAGACAAGCCAUAUGCUUCGGAGGCUAGGAUAUGGGCUCACAACUAUCGCUUCAAACACGCAGAUGGACAAUUCCUCCUGGUCUCGGAGAGGUCGAUUGUAGACAGAGACGAAAGCGGCAAUGUGAUUAACAUGACGAGCACAAUAUUCGAUGCCGAAAAGCGAAGGAUCGAACGAAAAGCACACAGGGAGUUUCUGGAUUCGAGGAACCAGUUCGCUCUCAUCGCGAACAAUACCCCAUCAGGUAUCUGGAUGAUGGACCCACAAGGAUACACGACAUAUAUGAACAAUGCUGCAGAAUCGAUCACAGGUUUCAAAUUCGAGGAAAUUGCUGGCUGGACUUUUCAUGCAGCAGUGCACAGCUGCAGGCCAGAUGGCAGUCCCUAUCCAGUAGCAGAGUGCCCCAUUUUUCGACAUCAGCAAACUGGAACCGAGGCCAUGAAUGAAUCCGAGGUCUUUGUUCACAAGAAUGGAAGCUUUUAUGAUAUCGUUUACAGCGUCUCGCCGAUAGGUGAUUAUGCCAGUGGCGGUGCGGUCAUCGAAUUCCGAGACGUGACUGCACAGAAGAAGCUGGAGCGGGAACGAUUAGCAGCAAUUGUUCAAAAUGAGCAGCAGUCGGUACUCAUCAAGGCUUCAGAAGACCACAAGGCGAACAUGGCUUCGUUUGUCUCUUUCAUUGGUACANNGGAGUUCCUAUCAGAGACAUUAGAGAAAUUGGAUGCCUUGACGAAAGACACAAAAAUCGACCGGUCGAUAGUCAAAGACACGCAAAAUGGUAUCACGAAUGGCCACCGAAGUGAGACUGGUGAAGACCUGCAAAACGGCCCACACACGACAGACACCCCGACCGUCGAAGCGAUUCAAGAUCUAGUCACAUAUGCUCGGGAGCUCGUUGUAAGUGUAUUUUUAUUCGUGGGCAUCGACAAAGAGCUCACCGUGUGCGUANNGUCAAAUAUCGCGGUCUGUGCCUCGCACCAAGCUCUCAUAACGAACAAUGUCCUUGAUCUGAGUAGACUCGAUGCCGGCAAGGUAGAACCCUCAUACGAUAUCGUGGACUUGCGUGCGCUCUCCAAUGAGGCUGUUGGGAUGAUGGUUUCUAGAGCGCGUGUAAAAUCGAUCAAUCUGCGGCUUGCCAACGAUGAUGCUCCGCCUUUGUAUCUGAAGGCAGAUUCAACUCUCAUGUCACAAGUCUUGUUGAAUCUGAUAGGAAAUGCCGUGAAGAACGGCAAUAUCACGGUCGACAUAUUCUCAGAACCGCCGGAUAAAGAUGGACGAGUUGUCUUCCAUGGCUCGGUCAGCGACGAUGGUGUGGGCAUGACAGAAGCCGAACAACAAAGACUAUUCAAACGUUUCUCACAAGCCAACAAACGAGUCGCCCAGACCUACAAAGGCUCAGGACUAGGUCUCAGCAUCAGCAAGGAGAUCGUCAAGGUUCUAGGUGGCGAUAUGGCUGUCGAGAGUACUGCAGGCGUUGGCAGCACGUUCAGCUUCACCACCAUGCAUGAUUAUCCCACCGAGAGCGAGCUGGCUUCGUUCCUGGAUUCAGGUAAUACCACGGUGACUGCAGUCGCCACAGAUCUCGAAAAGUUCGAGUUGAACAAUUCUGCGUCCAUUUCACCGAUACCAAAGUUUAAGAAGAUUUGCGUGGCGGAAGACAACCCAAUCAACCUUCGUCACCUGUCCAAGAAUUUAGAAGUCCUGGGCUAUGAAUAUGUCUUAUGCACUAAUGGCAAAGAAGCACUAGACAACUUUACAGUACCAGAGUCAGAUAUUGAUGCUGUCAUCAUCCACGAGAAAUCCCACCCGAGCACAAACUCUCGUCGCAUACGCAUACCCAUCAUCGCUCUGUCAGGUAAUGCCAUGAAAGAGCAAGUCGAAGAAGCCAUGGCAGCAGGAACAAGCGAUUACAUGAUCAAGCCUUGCAAGAGAGCCCAACUAAAACUCAUGCUCGAACAUUGGGAACGUAUCAUGCACGACGGUUCUGCGCAUACGCCGCUGGUUGUCAAGUGA